CGCCCCCCGGGGAGGAUCGGCGGGGAGAGCGCUCCUGGGAUGGGGCACCGGGACAGCGGCCCAGCCCCAGCCCUGGAUUGAUCUCUGUAGACAUGAACGGAAGAGGGAGAGAUAGAAGGACUUAACAAUCUCCUGUUAAUGUUCUCUGUGCCGCUCUUCGAACCCUUCCGACUCUAUCAGACCUAUCAAGGAAAUGUCCAAUCCGGACGGUCUGCUCAUUUCCUCUUCGCCUGGGGUAACUGCCACUGACUCAAGGAAUCCGGUUGCCGAGAUGAGCAAAAUUUCCUCCGAAGAACAGCACUCAGCCGUUGGGAAUGAGAUCUCCCCGAGGCCGACUGAGUGACGGGGAUUUAGUGGCCCCUAAUCAACUCAGCUUCCUUCAGGACAGAAUCGAUAGAGGGGCCGACUAGAUGGAAUGAGUCUUUGAGCUGGCAGGUGCCGAGAACCUGUCAGUCAAAAAGAUCUUCGACCGGAUCUGCCGAUAGGAAGCCAGGGUCUCGAUCCGACACCCGUUAGCGUUCGGCUUGAGGAUAACGUCGAGUUCGGGUGGCUCUGGAGGGACGUGUACCGAUCUGGACCCGAGUGGAGAUUGGAUUUGCCUGAGCCCAGAAUAUUUUGAAAAAAUCCCAUUAAGCUGUAAAGCCCACCACUGCCAGACCCCCUCUCCCUGGGGGGUCUGUGGCCACUGCUGCUGCUGGACCCAGGCAUCCUGCAUGAGCGAGGAGGGGUCAGCCUGCGAUGGAGCCCUGGCCCAGCCUGGCCCUGGUCCUGCUCCUCGGACCUCUGGCCGACGGCUCGAAGGCCGCCCAGUCCAAGGAGUUCACCGUGAAGGACAUCGUCUACCUUCACCCCUCAACCACUCCCUACCCUGGUGGAUUUAAGUGUUUCACCUGCGAGAAGGCAGCCGACAACUACGACUGCAACCGGUGGGCCCCCGAUGUCUACUGCCCCAGAGAGGCCCGUUACUGCUACACCCAGCACACCAUGGCGGCCUCCGGAAACAGCGUCUCGGUCACCAAGCGCUGCGUGGCCCUGGAGGACUGCCUAUCCACCGGAUGUGUAGACUUGGAGGUCGAAGGACACAAGCCCCCGGGCUCUCCCUUGCAGGUCUGCACCGCCUGCUGCCAGGGCAACAUCUGCAACCUGCCGCUGCCUCGCAACGCGUCGGACGCCACCUUCGCCACCACGUCCCCCAUCGGCCGCACCGGGCGGCAGGGGCACGGCCUGGCCCUGAUCGCCUCGUGUCUGUGCGCGUGGCUGGGGCUUUCGUCGUAGCGACGCCGCGUCGCCUGGCGGGGCACCGACCGAGCAGGCGGGGUGAGAGGGAAAAGCCUCGCCGUGGAGUGGACGUUCUGGGGUCGACUCGGCUCGGGCUCCCUGCCUUGAGAUGCCGCGAGCCCGGGGAAGCGGCCCGAUUGUCUCCAGAAGGCCGGAGGCCAACGGUCUCCAGGAGUCCGGAGGCUGACCGUCUUCAGGAGGCCAGAGCCCCUUCCAAGCCAGCCCCCUACCUGGAGCAACCCACGGAAGCGACAGAGUCUCAGACGCUCAGCAACUGGAUCUGUUAUUUAGGAGGAGGUCCCAAAAGCCUGCUGGAUCUUUCUGUUUUUGUUAAAGAUCUCCUCCCUCUGCCCCCCCAAUUUGUCUUUGUGGAGACUCCUGAUUGAGCACUGGGGUUUGCGCCUUCAACCUGGAGCUGGGUGGUUUUUUUCCAAAGGAAAACUGACUUUUUCACUCAAGGAUGAGGCUCAGCUGGGUGCAGAUUCUUCUCUCCCCUUGUGUUUCGGGGUAAGGGAGGCCGGGAAGGGGGACUGUAAUAGAUUUGCCUUGGGUGAUGUGGAUGUAUUCCCCCCACGCUCUCCCCCCAGUUGCAAGAAGUCACUCCUAUUUCCAGCAGGUAGGAAUGCUCCUCUCUGGGUCGUGGGGUUAUUGGAAGGGAGAAUUCCCGCUGAGGAGAACCAGAGGGGAAUUCAGCUUUCCUUAAUGCUCAGCAAGGCGCUUAGCUGCGUCUAUUGGGAAGGGAAGCCCCCCGGCAUUGAGAAGGUCAAUCCCCGGGGGCUUCCUGGGCCCGAGUGAGAGUUUCCCGCAGGGAGGGGAUGCCGGAGCACUUUGCGAGGGUGAGGUGGGAAUCUGAGUCUCCUAGGUGUUAGGUCCGAGCGAGUAUGUGGAUCUGAGUGGUUAUAAGGUCCGGCUUGUCUCCGCUUUUGGCUUUCGCUCUGAUUAUCAUCAUCGGUGGUAUUUACUGGCGCUUAUUAUGUGCAGAGCACUGUAUUAAGUGCUUAAAAGAGUACAUUACAACAGAGUCGGCAGGCACGUUCCCUGCCCACAAGGAGCUUACAGUCUAGAGGGACUCGUCCCUGCUUGUAAAUCGUCCCUGCGAUAUUGAUUUCCGUAGACCGCCGCUGGAGACUCUCACGCUGUGCGAGGAGACUCUCACGCUGUGCGAGACGGUCCACCGUUCAGACCGGCGCACCCAGAUUGAACCGCUUCUUUGGAAGAAGUCGUUUCGGCCGGUUCACCUGGCUCUGUUCUAAAUGAUCAGCAGUGCGACGCUUUGCCGUACGAAAGAGUUCCGUAGGUGGUGCGGAUCGGGCAGGGUUUGAUCCCGGACAGGCUUUCUGGGCGAUUUUGCCCGCAGCAAUCCCGGGAUAAAUUCCCUGCCUUGAUCCCGUGCGGGUUGGGGGCUUCAGGUGUUGGGACUGGACUAGAGGGGAUGAGAAACAUCUUGACCCUGGGUUAGAAGGGACCUGUGAGAGCUCGUGUAAAACUGCCUGGCCACACCAGCGUCCCCGGCUUAGCCCCGGCCCUGGGAUUACAGGGGCUCCUCGAGGGAAACGAUUUCCAGAGAAAGCAAUGGACUCUUCUCCCCCUGGGAAAACUGGGUGAGCAUCUGGGACUUCGGUGCCGAGGAGGCUGGGUGACAAAAUGUUUCAGCGCCUAAUGACGAUAAUAAUGGCAUUCGUUAAGCGCUUAUUAGGCGUCGAGCACGGUUCUAAGCGCCGGGGUACGUACAA
This is a messenger RNA of Ornithorhynchus anatinus (platypus), 3011 nucleotides long. It is a transcript of the gene LYPD6, whose product is annotated as LY6/PLAUR domain containing 6. The coding region runs from base 739 to 1275 and encodes 178 amino acids. NCBI's taxonomy places the organism in Eukaryota, Metazoa, Chordata, Mammalia, Monotremata, Ornithorhynchidae. Gene Ontology annotation, biological process: positive regulation of canonical Wnt signaling pathway. The transcript is spliced from 9 exons. Gene Ontology annotation, molecular function: acetylcholine receptor inhibitor activity. The record is from RefSeq and is a predicted model, not a curated record.